AUGGAUCGUAAUUGCUCAUCCCUCCAUAACAGUGGGACAAACAUCAGCGAUUGUUUUGACCAAGUUCAAGCCGGAGAAACAGACUCUACGAUAUGUACACUUGAGCGAUAUUUUGUACCGUUUAUUGCAGUUAUCGGGGUAUUAGGAAAUCUUUUGGCAUUAACAGUAUUUUUACGGAAAUCGAUGAGAAACAAUUCGUCCAGUUUUUUUCUGGCCGUGCGUUGCUUGUCGGACGCGGGCUUUUUGUUGGUGCUCAUGGUGAUUUGGGUAUCGACGGUGUUUGAACUGUACUUGAGCAAAGUGUUGUUUGUGUGCAAAGCUUUAAUAUUUUUGACCUACGUAUUUGGGUGCUUAUCUGUGUGGCUUGUAAUCUUUGUUACAGCAGAGAACUAUACACGAAUUUGCAAGCCUUUCCUUGUACACAGACUGUGUAAGACCCUUUAUGCAAAAAAUAUCUUUUUUGUAAUUUUAGUGGUUAUCAUUAGCAGCUACAGUUUUCCAUUUUGGGCAAUGACAGAUAAUUGCGUGCCUUUCGCAGCUCAUUAUGAGUUCGUUACAAUAAUGGUGUAUAUUGAUUCGGUGCUGACCCUGUUCUUACCGAUUAUUUUAAUUGCUAUACUUAUGGCUGCGAUUGUCACAUCGACAAUUCAAGCACGUAAAAGGCGACGAAGGCUUAGUCGGUCAAAAAUGAGGAAAACCAUGAACCCAACUAAGAAAGUUACGACGAUGCUCUUCGCUGUCACCGUUACAUUUAUAGUUUUGAACAUUCCAUCGCAUAGCGUUCGGCUUUGGUUAAUGGUGUCCACAUUUCUUGAACAUGACAAUGUAGGGACAUCGGCUGUUUCAAUUAGUCAGACCAUAUCAUCCCUGUUGUACUACCUGUCGAUGUCUAUCAAUGUGAUCAUUUACUAUAUUUUCGGAAGCAAGUUCCGGAGAACACUUAAUGGACUUUUCCUACCAAAAGAAUUAAGCGAACAUUCAUCGACAAGGUCAGAUGGUUCCACUGCCCGUGAAACCUUGAGGAAAGUUUCUAUGCCUCUCCUCGGUGAGAUCAACUAUGCAGCGAACAACGACAGUUUCUGUUUGGGACACACAAUGACGCCAACCAAAAGCUCUUAUUUGUGA
This is a messenger RNA of Mya arenaria, 1125 nucleotides long. RefSeq names its product FMRFamide receptor-like. Gene Ontology annotation, biological process: G protein-coupled receptor signaling pathway. Lineage: Eukaryota; Metazoa; Mollusca; Bivalvia; Myida; Myidae. The transcript has a single exon. The record is from RefSeq and is a predicted model, not a curated record. Gene Ontology annotation, cellular component: plasma membrane. Bases 1 to 1125 code for a protein of 374 amino acids. Gene Ontology annotation, molecular function: G protein-coupled receptor activity.